ACAAAACGAAUCAAAUGGUAGAGGAUUGAGAGAGUGCGGUGUUGGUUGAAUCAAAUCAAACAUGUCAAAGCUUAGUGCUUGAUCCUCAACAUUGCGAUUCAGACACACACAGAGAAUGGCCUUGGUCCGAAGAGUCCCUCAAUUUGUGGGGUUGGCCAACAGAAACAGGAACAUGUCCUUCAAGUCUUUGGAUCCCCCUUCCUCCCUCACCCACGGAAUCCACGUCUUCCAUUGCCCUGAUGCGGUUGGAAUUGUAGCCAAGCUAUCGGACUGUAUUGCCUCUAGAGGUGGAAACAUUCUUGCCGCUGAUGUUUUUGUUCCGGAAAAUAAACAAGUCUUCUACUCAAGAAGUGAUUUUGUUUUUGAUCCUGUUAAAUGGCCACGGGUGCAAAUGGAGGAGGACUUCCUAAAGCUUUCACAAACAUUCAAUGCAAUAAGAUCUGUUGUAAGGGUGCCAGCUCUGGAUCCUAAAUAUAAGAUAGCAGUUCUGGCAUCAAAGCAGGACCACUGCCUUGUUGAUUUAUUGCAUGGAUGGCAGGAUGGAAGACUUCCGGUGGAUAUCACUUGUGUAAUUAGUAACCAUCAUAGAGGUUCAAACACCCAUGUGAUUCGUUUUCUUGAAAGGCAUGACAUUCCUUAUCAUUAUUUAUGCACAACUAAAGAAAAUAAAAGAGAAGGGGAGAUAUUGCAGCUGGUUCAGAAUACUGAUUUUUUAGUACUAGCGAGGUAUAUGCAGAUACUAUCCGGAAACUUUUUAAGGAGCUAUGGGAACGAUGUAAUUAACAUUCACCAUGGUCUGUUGCCAUCAUUCAAGGGUGGUAAUCCAUCUAGACAGGCCUUUGAGGCAGGUGUUAAAUUAAUUGGUGCAACGAGUCACUUUGUGACUGAGGAACUUGAUGGCGGACCUAUAAUUGAACAAAUGGUUGAGAGAGUUUCCCACAGAGAUAAUUUGCAGAGCUUUGUGCAGAAAUCAGAAAACCUUGAGAAACAAUGUCUUUCUAAGGCUAUCCGAUCUUAUUGUGAACUCAGAGUGUUACCUUAUGAAGAAAAGAAAACUGUUUUAUUUUGAGGGAACAGCACAUAACCAAAAUAUAGUGCACCAAAAUGGGGUGCAUAAGUGCAUUUGUAUUUGUAUUCAUCAUUUACUUGGAAAAUUUGAAUAAUACCUCACUUUAGUUGUAAAAUAUGAGCACAAAAAGAAGAUUGAGCUUGAUUCUUUG
Cajanus cajan (pigeon pea) is the source of this 1220-nucleotide messenger RNA. RefSeq names its product formyltetrahydrofolate deformylase 1, mitochondrial. Gene Ontology annotation, biological process: 'de novo' IMP biosynthetic process. The record is from RefSeq and is a predicted model, not a curated record. NCBI's taxonomy places the organism in Eukaryota, Viridiplantae, Streptophyta, Magnoliopsida, Fabales, Fabaceae. Gene Ontology annotation, molecular function: formyltetrahydrofolate deformylase activity.